Molecule: messenger RNA, 3110 nt
Organism: Jatropha curcas
Lineage: Eukaryota; Viridiplantae; Streptophyta; Magnoliopsida; Malpighiales; Euphorbiaceae
Product: kinesin motor protein-like protein
Biological process (GO): microtubule depolymerization; microtubule-based movement
Cellular component (GO): microtubule
Molecular function (GO): microtubule motor activity; microtubule binding; ATP binding
Source: RefSeq, a predicted model, not a curated record
ACAUUACUUAUAUCUCCUUUGCAAAGUGCAUUUCAUCUCUCUUUCUCCCUCUCUGUCUUGUGGAGCCUCUGUUAUUACAAUUUCUCAAACAAAGAAAAAUUCGAACAAAGCCUGCAGCCUCCUUUCUUCUCUUUUACAACAUUCUUCUUUAGGGUUUUUGUAUUAUUUCUACAGUUUCAGAUCUGAUCACAAAUUUUAAGCUUCACACCAUUUGUACCUCUCACAGAUCUCGAUCUCUUUGUUAUUUGUCUUUGAUUUCGUCUGAAUUGGUGGAUUGAGUGGAUUUUUAAAGAAAUCACUUUCAUGUUCUGCUUUGGAUUCGAAUUUUCUCCUCCUUACGUGGUAAAUAGAUCUUGAAAUUGGCUCCGCAAAAGCGAUCGCAGCGCCACAUGGGCGGCCAGAUGCAGCAGAGCAAUGCUGCUGCGGCGACCGCUCUUUAUGAUCAUACCGGCGGUGGGUCCUUGCACAAUGCAGGCCCCGCUAGUGAUGCUGGCGAUGCGGUCAUGGCACGGUGGCUCCAGUCUGCGGGUUUGCAGCAUCUGGCCUCUCCCUUGGCCUCCACAGGCAUCGAUCAACGCCUCCUCCCCAAUCUCCUAAUGCAGGGUUAUGGAGCGCAAUCUGCUGAAGAAAAACAGAGGCUUUUCAAGCUAAUGAGAAACCUCAAUUUCAAUGGAGAAUCAGGUUCUGAGCCUUACACACCAACUGCCCCAACUUCAGCUGGUAUGGCUGCAUCAGAUGGAUUUUAUUCUCCAGAGUUCAGGGGUGAUUUUGGAGCUGGUCUUUUGGAUCUUCAUGCUAUGGAUGAUACAGAGCUUUUAUCCGAGCAUGUCAUUUCAGAACCCUUUGAGCCAUCACCAUUCAUGCCUGGUGGCUCGAAAGUAUUUGAAGAUUUCAAUGCAACUAGUAGUAAACAGCAAAGAGAGCAGAGUGAUCCAGAUUUAUCUGCUCCUUUUCCUACUAAUGAAAAAGAGAACAGCAGCAAUAGAGAAAAUAAUGUAGCUAAAAUUAAAGUUGUGGUACGUAAAAGACCACUAAACAAGAAGGAGAUUGCUCGGAAGGAGGAUGAUAUUGUAACUGUUUCCGAGAAUGCAUUGACUGUCCAUGAACCCAAGCUAAAGGUGGACUUGACUGCAUAUGUUGAGAAGCAUGAAUUUUGUUUUGAUGCUGUUCUUGAUCAGCAUGUCACCAAUGAUGAGGUUUAUCGAGUUACUGUGGAGCCGAUUAUUCCUAUCAUUUUCCAACGAACAAAAGCUACAUGUUUUGCGUAUGGUCAGACAGGUAGUGGUAAGACAUUCACUAUGCAACCAUUGCCUCUUAGAGCUGCUGAAGACCUUGUUAGAUUGUUGCAUCAACCUGUUUAUCGUAAUCAGAGAUUCAAACUGUGGCUUAGCUAUUUUGAAAUAUAUGGUGGAAAGCUCUUUGAUCUUCUUAAUGAUAGAAAAAAACUUUGUAUGAGAGAAGAUGGGCGACAACAAGUUUGCAUUGUAGGACUGCAAGAAUUUGAAGUUUCUGAUGUACAGAUUGUUAAGGAAUAUAUCGAGAGGGGAAAUGCAACAAGAAGUACAGGGUCUACUGGUGCCAAUGAGGAAUCUUCAAGGUCACAUGCUAUCUUGCAGCUUGCUAUUAAGAAGCACAGUGAGGUAAAAGAUUCCAGGAGGAAUAAUGAUGGGAACGAGUCUAAAAGUGGAAAGGUGGUUGGGAAAAUUUCUUUUAUUGAUCUUGCUGGUAGUGAACGGGGUGCAGACACCACUGACAAUGACCGACAAACAAGGAUUGAGGGUGCAGAGAUUAAUAAGAGCCUUUUGGCACUUAAGGAAUGCAUUCGUGCUCUGGACAAUGACCAGAUUCAUAUACCGUUUCGUGGGAGCAAACUCACAGAAGUACUACGUGACUCCUUUGUUGGCAACUCUAGGACUGUUAUGAUCUCUUGCAUUUCUCCAAAUGCAGGCUCCUGUGAACAUACACUCAAUACUUUGAGAUAUGCAGACAGGGUUAAAAGUCUUUCAAAAAGUGGAAAUUCAAAAAAGGAUCAGACUUUGAAUUCAAUACCCCCAACUACGAAGGAUGUGUCAUCAGCAUCAUCAUUGCCUGUUUAUUCUGAGGUAGAUGAUGUUUAUGAACAACAAGAGGCAAAAGCAGUUGAUACAGUUAGGAGGGCUGUAGAAAAAGAAGCUAUUUCUUACAUACCCACUCCUGAUUAUGACAAACCGCCCCCUAGUUUUACUUCAAGUUAUUCCUUGAAUGGACGUGAAGAAAAUGGGUCUUCUGGUUCAACAGAUAGGGAGAGGUUUGAAAUUAGCAAUUCUUAUGGUGGUUCAACAAGUCAAAAAGUUAAUUCAUCACACUCCCAAAACUCGGUGGAUGCAGAAGAGAAGAUGCAAAAGGUAUCACCGCCUCGUAGAAAAGUAUCUAGGGAGGAAAAAUCAGAAAAGUUCGGUGACUGGUUGAAAAAGGAUAGUAGUGGAUCAGACAUUUCCAACCCAAGGCUGCUGAGUACAGGAAACUAUACUGCGAAUAAUACUGGAUCGCGACAACAUGAGCCUGAUCCUCCUUCAGAUGGGAAUAUCAAUGCAAUACUUGAGGAAGAAGAGGCCUUAAUUGCAGCUCAUAGAAAAGAAAUAGAGGACACAAUGGAGAUUGUUCGCGAGGAAAUGAAACUGCUGGCAGAAGUUGACCAACCAGGCAGUCUAAUAGAUAACUACGUGACCCAGUUGAGCUUUGUGCUCUCACGGAAGGCAGCUGGUCUGGUUAGUCUUCAAGCUCGCCUUGCUAGGUUCCAACAUCGACUAAAAGAACAAGAGAUACUUAGUCUGAAGAGAGUUCCUCGUUAAUACAGUGCUUUGUUUGUGUGCUUCAUUGAUCCGAUCUUGUCCUGUCCUUCACAAGGCAGGGAGGAGGUUUUAGGUUUAACGAAGAUUCUGAUGUACUACUGCAUACCGAUUGUAUUAAGGGCUAAUGUUGCUGUUCACAUUCAGGCUUUAUUGGUUUUAGGAGUGGCGGUGAGCAUUCACAUCUCAUUACUGGUGAAGGGCUUGGCUUGUUAGAUGUAUCAUUCAGUCAAACAAUUCUCUAAGAAAGUGAAAAAAAAAAAAAAAAAAAAAAAAAAAAAA